AUGCCCUCGUUCACUCUCCGCGCGGUGGUGGCAGCGACUGUCCUCCUGGCCAGCACCUCAACGGCUUUCCCUCUCUUCAAACGCGAACCCCAAUGGUCCUUUGACCUGUUCUCUACCGCCGCAUGCAGCGAGACUGGCGAUCUCUACGCUGGCUCCGGUAGCACUGGAUGCCGAGCUGAUCUGAACAAUGAGGCUGCUGCGUAUCGAUUGAACACACUGUCCGCGGGCUGUACCAUCGAAUUUUACGACAACACUAUGUGCGACGAGAACUUUGCGUCUGGUGUGGCUGGCCCCAUUUCUGUGAACGAGUCCGCAGAUACCUGUCGCAUCCCGAGAUCAGAGCAGCGCUUCGGGUCCUACCAAGUGACCUGCCGCGACGCAACCGAGUUGAAGUGA
Messenger RNA from Penicillium chermesinum, 396 nucleotides. RefSeq lists its product as uncharacterized. Bases 1 to 396 code for a protein of 131 amino acids. NCBI's taxonomy places the organism in Eukaryota, Fungi, Ascomycota, Eurotiomycetes, Eurotiales, Aspergillaceae. The transcript has a single exon. The record is from RefSeq and is a predicted model, not a curated record.